UACAAUGAUUUUGUUUUCAAAUAUAUUUGCAUUCUCAAUGGUGUUCACGGUUAACUGUCAAAGACAAAACAUUUCAGCUGUCAUUUCUUACAAUAGUUCCAAUUCUGCUUGCAUGCCAUCCAAAAUGGAGAAAGAGCGACUCACCGCGAGCGAAGUUAAAGAAUAUCUCGCCCGUAUCAAUUACAAAGGCCCUGUAAAAUCAACUUUUGAAGCGUUAACUGAAUUGCAACGAUGCCAUAUGCUAUCCGUGCCUUUUGAAAACCUGAGCGUUUUUGGAAAAGAGGAAAUAAUUAUUUCCAAAGAUUGGUUGUUCGACAAAGUUGUUCGAUGAGAACGUGGUGGUUUGUGCUAUGAACUGAACAGUUUGUACUCGCUCCUUCUCGAUCAUUUUGGUUUCAGUCACACUCUCCUUGCAGGUGCAGUGUUCGACAGCCACGGGGGAAAUCGUAAAGGAAUGCCUUUUGAUCAUAUGAUUUUAAUGGUCGCUAUAGAAGACAAUCUGUGGCUGACUGAUGUUGGAUUUGGAGACUCCUAUUUAACCCCUCUAUGUUUCACUAUGUUAGAGCCUCAAGAACGAAAAAGUGGAAUUUAUCGCAUCCGUAAAGAAGGUGAAGAGUAUCUAUACGAGGUACUGAAGCCUAAGGUAGUUACAGAAGAGCCUAGCCGUGAAGACAAGAGCAGAAGUGACGUCGAAGAGUGGGUUUCAAGGUGUAAGUUUGAUCUGACUCCAAGGAGCAAAAAAGAUUUCAAAGACAUGCUUGACUACCAUCAAACCAACCAGGAGUCGCCAUUUACACACGGACGCAUUUGCACCAUGGCAACCUCUUGUGGAAGGGUAACUCUUGUAGGGAAUAAACUAAUAACUUCAACCUAUCUCGGAGACAACAAAGUUCGGAAAGACAUGAAGGAUCUCGGCGGAGAGGAGGAAGUAGUAAAAAAACUUGAAGAGAACUUUGGGAUAAAUAAAGAAUCUUGUUUAUACCCUGAAGGAUCUGUAUUCCAUUGAUUAGACAAAGAUAAGGGGCAAAGAAAAAAGGCACAUAUCUUUUGGUCAAUGAAACAAAUCACUUAAUACAUGCUUAUUGGCCAGAUUGAACUAGCCAGGUAAAUAAACAAAUGAAACACAUGACAAAGUUUGUUGAAAGUAAAUCUAAUGUAAGUAACUAUGUACUUCCACUUUAUUUUAUUUCCACAAAUAGACAGUUACUGACUGAAGCGUUUCCAGUAUGAGAAGACAAUUUGUGCCUUAACUAGAGACUGAUAAUAAUGCUGAUCUUCCUUAGGGAAGUGCUUGGUUCUUACUGUCCAUAAUUACCAGUCAUAACCUCUUCCUGAAAAAAUAUAAAUUUGCAACCUAAAAUAAUUAACUACUAAUACUCCAUUUAUGAAGUUAGUUCUCUAUCAUCUCAGUUACUAUUUAACCUUGGCACUAUUUACUUACUAUAUGACAAAGUUACAUGCAAGUUGAUAUAAUAUACACUGUGUUGACAGAGGGGGACAUUGGGCUUUGGCAAGGACUUAAUUAAUUCCAUAAGCUAUAAUAAGGAAUCUUCCUCUUCCAUGAUAAGAAAUAGGAGUGAGGAAUUCUUGAUUAAUCUUAUCUUAAAUUGUAGUUCAUAGUUUUAUAUUUUUAUAUUUGUAUUAUUACUAUUAAUUAUUAUUUAACUUAGAUAGAUAGUAGAUAUGCAGGUCCACAUCAGGACUUCAGUGUUGCGUAUUCUGUAACCUGCAUCAUAACUAUGCCUGCGUUACCAAAUAAAUAAACUAUGUAUGUAUG
This is a messenger RNA of Stylophora pistillata, 1777 nucleotides long. Its product is annotated as arylamine N-acetyltransferase, pineal gland isozyme NAT-10-like. The record is from RefSeq and is a predicted model, not a curated record. Gene Ontology annotation, molecular function: arylamine N-acetyltransferase activity. Lineage: Eukaryota; Metazoa; Cnidaria; Anthozoa; Scleractinia; Pocilloporidae.